AUGGCAACCCAUGAACUCACGAACGAGGGUGAGCUAGAAAGCCCACCAGCUAUAGAUCCUCAGCAGGAAGAAGAAGCUACACAAGGGGCACAGAGCUAUCACCUCCCUCAACGACCACCACACCUCUGUCGCCGUUCUAACCCGGACAACGCGGCCACUACCACACCGACGACCGAUUCAGGGGAGAGCCUCUAUGCGUGGAGGAAGCCAUUCCGGACACCCAGUGAUAGUGGUACGGAAGCUGACGAUGAGGCGAAUGGAGUGCUGAAACGUUUGCCUACGCCUCUGGUCAGCAGGAGGAUAGAAUACCAGUUUAAGAGGGGCGAUGAUGCAGUCAACACCACUGCGGAGCGAAAGAGGCGAGCGGCGCCGGUUGGUUCCAGGCGUUCCAAGAGACGUAUGCCUGACUCUCCGGACCCAGGAGAGCUAGAAUUCCAUAUAACUAUCGGGGCAAGGCUUCGCAUUGAAGUGUUGCGGCGGAUAUGCGAGACUGGGCUCGUACUCGGCGUAGCAUUUGCUGUGAUGCUAAGACGUAGUGUCCGGUCGGUGGUAAAAGUUUGUUUCAUAGAGUUAUCUGUCUUUGCUCUCCUUAUCUUGGGCCUCUAUGCGAUCUUCCCUCUCCGGAAAUGUCCAUAUGGAAGCUAUCGCACAAAACUAAAGAGGAUCAUAGCUUUUCCGUUUUCAAAAGAUAUCGAUCCAGCACCUUUGAUAUACCCCAUAUUAAUACCUGUUUUAAUUACUCUUUCUCUAGGGCCAUCCUGUGAAGCACUCGUCUUACUGAACAUAAUCCUAAGCCUGUCAUCUCUACCAGCUGCGACUAUUCCGUUGCAUGAUUCUGGAACUUAUAGUGUGAUGCACUGGAUGAUCACCACCGUCCCUCUCCUCAUUUCCGAGAACUUUCCACUUUCCCGGAGUCCCAAGGAGGCCAUGAGCGAACUCGGACUUGAACCAGAGCUUCUAGUCCUUAUCUUCCCCCUCCAAAAAUCCACCGUUUCGAUUAUCGAGUAUCUUGUUACUUCGAGUCUACUGCCAUCGGAAGUCCAGCUCCUGGGGACUGCAUUGGUCAACGUACUGCUUGUCUCUAGGUCUCCUCAGGCACAGAUCCUUAAAGCUUUGAUCUGGCUAGGGUCGCUCUGCAUAUUCAUUACGUGCAAGCGUGUCCUUCUCUGGGAAGCAACCUUGGCUAAAAUCCCGUCCUGGAAGUUCCGCCGAGCCUCGACUCAGACAACUGAUGACGAACAUAUCCUGGGUGCGCUGGACCGUCAAGUGUGCCACACUCUGAAUCAUCCUUUCUCCGAGGACCAAGCUUCAGAGAGCGAGAUACAGGUGGAUGUGGAUAGAUCCGGAAGCCGCCGGACAAGUUUACUGUAUAACAACUUCACGAAGCUCCUGGCUACCGAAGUAGAUCUUGACAAGGGGCUCUUCAAACGGACCGGAUUGAGCCCGCAGCCCCUUUCGCCCGUGGAAAAUGAGCCUAGGAUUGAGGCAAGCAUGGAUAGCCUGGAUGAUCGAACACAGCCUUCGAGGUCAGAUAGUCAGCGUUACCUAUCUUCCAAAGCUGGAGGUAUGGCACCUGGCCGCAGAACUACUACCAAGGGAGGUCGACGAAAACGCCAACUUCCGCCCAGUAUGAGAGCGUUUCUCUCCCUUACGAUGGAGCAGGCCAUUAUCCGCAAGUGGGCGUAUGCGCUGUACGUUUAUACUAUGGUCCUUGCUAUAAUACUGGUUCCAGUGCGGUGGUAUGUCGGUGAGUAUGCCCUUGGAGGCCGAGAGCCGUUCGGAUGGGCGAUAGGGUAUCUCUUUGGAAACAUAUCGUCUGUCAGGUUCACACUGCUGCUCUGGAGCCUUGAGGUCUGGGCCUGCAUUCCACCGCGGCUACACGAUAUUUCAGCGUCCUGCCACCUAGGCUGGGUCGAACAUCUUCGCCGCGACAGUGUUGGAGAAGCCAGCACCCGACUGUUUCUCUGUGGCUACUGCAUCCUUAUCCUGGUGGCGGGACUGUCACUAGUCCACCGGCUCUCGCGUGUGGUGGAAGUGGACACACGCCGCAAGAUCUUCCACGGCAUGAUGGUAGCCAUGUUCUUUCCGACCAUCUUCGUCGACCCUGCGUUUGUCGCUCUAUCGUGCACGCUGGUCCUUGCCAUCUUUCUGCUUCUUGAGCUCUUCCGUGCAUCUCAAGUGCCGCCACUGGCCCGCUGGCUGUCCUAUUUCCUCGCACCCUACGUUGACGGCCGUGACCACCGUGGACCCGUGGUGGUGUCUCAUAUUUUCCUUAUGCUCGGCUGCGCCCUACCACUCUUACUAAGCCUCGCCGGUACCCCUCACCAGGGAGCAGCUCCAUGGGAAGGAUGGGAUAUCAAUGGCCGGGAUGUUAGCAUGGUGAGUGGCAUAGUCUGUGUCGGGAUGGGUGACGCCGCAGCAUCGCUUGUCGGGCGACGCUACGGUCGACGUCGAUGGUUCUGGGGCGGCGAUAAGAGCAUCGAGGGGAGCGCUUCCUUCGCCGCAGCAGUCUUCAUUGGCCUUGUGACUGCUCGUGUCUGGCUGGUUGGUGGAGGAUGGGAGGCCCGGGUCGACUGGAUCCUGACGAUAGUCAAGUCCGCGUUCGCAGCUGUCGCGUCAAGUUUCAUGGAAGCUGUGCUGACGGGAGGCAACGAUAAUGUGGUUGUCCCGCUGGUUCUGUGGCUGCUGGUGCGUGGCUUGCACCUGUGA
Messenger RNA from Nannizzia gypsea CBS 118893, 2709 nucleotides. RefSeq lists its product as hypothetical. Gene Ontology annotation, cellular component: endoplasmic reticulum membrane. The transcript has 2 exons. Gene Ontology annotation, biological process: dolichyl monophosphate biosynthetic process. The record is from RefSeq and is a predicted model, not a curated record. Gene Ontology annotation, molecular function: dolichol kinase activity. The coding region runs from base 1 to 2709 and encodes 902 amino acids. Lineage: Eukaryota; Fungi; Ascomycota; Eurotiomycetes; Onygenales; Arthrodermataceae.